AUGCUCUAUGCCUGGAGAACUAUCUUAUGGGAACUUUCUAACUGGAAAAAAGCUGCAGCAGCAAUUUUUGGAUUCUUGGGUUACAUUACAAAACUUAUGUUAGCUCUUAUAUACCAUUUUAUUGGGGAUCCAAUCACAUCCUCAAUUCGAGGAAUUGAAACUAUUUUCUAUACUGUACGAGCUUUUUAUUCUAGCAUAAUUGCAUAUGCUCCCAUUCAAGAGCUGACAACAAUCAUCAUACUGACUUCUGCUAUACUUACUAUUGCCGAAGCCACUAUCCCUGACUCCGUAAGUAGUCAGCCAUAUGUUCUCACAGUAGCUGGCUUAACCGGCUAUGCUGCUGUAGUGAACUAUAUCUCUGAGCCAUUUUUCUGGACGUUACUUCUGGGAUUGUUUGGUUUUGCAAGGUUUAUCUAG
Molecule: messenger RNA, 417 nt
Organism: Fraxinus pennsylvanica
Lineage: Eukaryota; Viridiplantae; Streptophyta; Magnoliopsida; Lamiales; Oleaceae
Source: the annotation of a GenBank genome assembly